Messenger RNA from Corticium candelabrum, 3463 nucleotides. Its product is annotated as ankyrin repeat and IBR domain-containing protein 1-like. The coding region runs from base 20 to 3346 and encodes 1108 amino acids. The transcript is spliced from 21 exons. NCBI's taxonomy places the organism in Eukaryota, Metazoa, Porifera, Homoscleromorpha, Homosclerophorida, Plakinidae. Gene Ontology annotation, cellular component: cytoplasm; ubiquitin ligase complex. Gene Ontology annotation, biological process: positive regulation of proteasomal ubiquitin-dependent protein catabolic process; ubiquitin-dependent protein catabolic process; protein polyubiquitination. Gene Ontology annotation, molecular function: zinc ion binding; ubiquitin protein ligase activity; ubiquitin conjugating enzyme binding. The record is from RefSeq and is a predicted model, not a curated record.
UCCAACUUCCUGCUGUCUGAUGGGCCUCACAGCCUCUUCUCAAUUCCGAAAUGCUCUCAGUCGUGGCGACGAGAAAAAAGCCCUCGAAGUCUGGAAUCAGGCCGGCAAGGACUUUCAACAAUCAGUGAAACCCAACAAUUCAUACGGAAGCAGCCAUGAGGACCACACUCCCUUUCUCUACGCAGCCAAAUACGGCUCAGAGAACUUCGUCAAAUGUUUCAUGCAGCAAGGCGCCGACAUCAACGUAGCGAACUCACGCGGCCAGACGGCGCUUCACCUUCUCUGCACGCACAGAAUCGAUGCGUCGAGAAGUCAAGGACAAGAGGACAGCAGGAGACGGAGGCUGCUCGAGUUUGUGUGCAAGGGGGAGAGGAGGGUGGCGAACGGUGUCGUAUUCGAGGUGGAUGCGAAGGACGAAGACGGAGAAAGCGCGUUGCACAAGGCAGCGAGAUCCGGUCUGAAGGGUUGUAUGGAGGUGUUGUUGGCUCACGGAGCGUCGGUUUUUGUGGAAAACAAGGCGGGGAAGACGCCGUGCGAGUGUGCAGAGCAGGCGGGGUUGACGGAGAUAGCAGAAUUUCUUGAGUCGAAAAUGGUUUUCUCGGAGAGUGUUGAGGCGGAGAACGGUCAGAAGGGUACAGAUUCGUUUUAUGAAGAGGAAGUGAGUGGCCUGAGAACUCAGGACGUUCAGGAGGUCAAAGACAAUCUUCUAGUUGAGACUUCCGACAUGCUUGCCGUCCCAUUAUUUACAGCCGAAGCACUGCUAAGAAAUCACGAGUGGAAUAGAGAGGCACUAUUGAAUGCGUGGAUGGAGGAUCCGGAAACGACUUGCAAACGAGCGGGAGUCUGUCUUCCGAGUCACGUCAUUGCUGAGUUGAGAAAGGAAAUUGAUUUGCAUGGAUUAUACUCGAAGGUCACGAAGGGCGGUAGCCAAGACGACGACACGGCACAAUGUGAGAUUUGUGAGGUGGAUGUCGUGCUUUCUGAUUGUCCCGCGUCGCUACCGUGCGGCCACCUAUUCUGCUUACAGUGCUGGGAAAGUUAUCUGAACAUCAAAAUUCAGGAGGGCGACGCUCAUAACAUUCUGUGUCCCGCUCAGCAUUGCAACAUACUUGUCCCUUUGGAAACUAUUGAACGUAUCGUAUCUAAAGACAUGAUCCGACGAUACUUGCAGUUUGAUAUCAAGGCUUUCGUGGAGUCGAAUCCCAAUUUCAAGUGGUGCCCAUUUCCCGGCUGCGGGCGAGUCGUUCGCCGUCCGAGUUCCAGCAAUCAGGUUGUAGUCAGUGCUGCAGCCUCCUCGUCAAUUGAAGAGCAAAGCGGCUCGGACAUCCGUAAAGCGGUCAACUGCGGAAACGGUCACUAUUUCUGUUGGGGUUGCGGCGACCAGGCACAUGACCCUUGCGAUUGCGAUCAUUGGAAGCAGUGGCAUGAACGGAUAGCAGAAAUGAGAAUGAAGACAAGUGUCUCUGAUGCUGUUGCCUACUCGGCAGCUGCGACGUUGUGGAUUUCGAAGAAUGCGAAGCCGUGUCCGAAUUCGAAGUGUAAGGUGCCGAUUCAGAAGACCGAGGGGUGUAAUCACGUGAAGUGUUUUAAGUGCAAGCACGAGUUCUGUUGGGUAUGCCUGGAGGAAUGGAAGAAGCACAGCUCGGCGACUGGUGGAUACUUCAAGUGUAAUCGUUAUGAGGCCAUCAAACGAGUAGAAGAGGAAGGGAAGUUAGUGCUGAACGAGGCAUCUACAGAAUACACUAAAUUACGGGAAGUCCAUCGGUUCAGACAUUUCUUCGAACGUUUCGAGAACCACAACAACAGCUACUCUAUCGAGGAACGACUGCUGGCAGGAGUUCAAGAGAAAUUCCAGCGUCUCGCAUCACAAACGCACAGUGCGGCGAUCGACGGCGCGACGUUCAUCAAGGAAUCUGCGGAGGAGCUACUGCGUGCACGGAAGAUACUCGGCGGGUCGUACGCUCUCGGCUACUAUAUGGACGUCGAGGCCGACCGAUCGCUCAAAGACAAAGUCGUUGUGUUUGAGUUCAUGCAGAAUGAGCUGGAGGUUGCGACUGAGCAGCUUUCGCAGAUGGUUAACCGGCUGUACUUGAAGACGCCACGUGGACGCAUCGUGUCGUCGAUGCAGGUUCUACGUCGGAAGCGACUUGAGUUCUUGAACAGUGCCGAACGAGGCUUCAUUCCACCCGAUUGUCCUGGUCCAUGGUCGUCAAGUAAAGACGAUGAGGGAGAAGACGCCGAACUAUUGCAGGCGAUUGAGGCUUCACUGAGGGACAGUCGUGCGUAUCCGCGGUCUCCGUCAUCCGGUUGGAGCUUUCGCACGUAUUACAAUCCUUUCCUUGACUCGGACGAAGAACACGAACGAGCAGCCGAGCAUGUGCAUGACGGGAGCGACGACGACGAUACCCACGCGUAUCCAAAUCCAUUGAUUCACUUACGGAACUUGGUCGCGAUGAUCGAGUCGUGGAACGAUGACGUUCACUCGAUCGGACCGAAGUGCGUCCGUGACGGAUGCAACAAUUGUACGAUCGUCAACUACAGUUUCAUGCACGACGGAUUCUGCAGCGAGCGAUGCUCGCAGAUGGAGACGGACCGAGAGAGGAGACGGCGCCGUCGUAACCGACUGAGCGACCGACAUGGUGUUGGGCUGCAUGGAGAGAGUGCGAGCCCGCCGCAACUACCUCAACGGAAUCACGUCCGAUCGAGGAGAUCUCGCGAUAUCGCAAGCGAUUUGUCGCAAUUGACGGCCGGUCGACUGCAGGACAAUAGACAGCAGGGUGGCACUCGACGUCCACCGUCGCAACGUAAACAUCGACGUGUGUCGUUUGGUGGGGUCGGAAGUGCAGCAAGCGGGGUGGACAUUCAAACAUCAGAAAGUAAAAUCAGUACGGGCACUGCUGGUGCUCGUGAUGGCGACCUCAAGCGAUCUAUUGGUGUCGCUCACGGUGGUAGGGAUAGAGUGAGUCGUGCUGAUGAUGAUGGGAGUUUGCAGGAUGGAGCAAUGGAUUUGGCUCUUGCGAUGUCGCAUCGUUCAGUUGCAAGGGAUUCUCGUAUUGGUGGUUUGACGGACGGUAAGUUGGGUCGGACGGAGGAGACGCCAUUGAAUGUAUCCGAGGAGGGUUCUGAUGAGCACGACGAGGACUUGGAAUUGGCAUUGCAACUCUCACUCUUUGGAUCGUGUGUUCAAGAUAUCCACGGGAAUAAUGAUCUUAUGGUCCAAGACCCAGAUUUACAACGUGCAAUUCAGUUGUCUCUGGCUGAUACUGCAGCUGAUCAUUCACCGUCGCAGCCUCUUCCAGAUGCAGAGACAUCUCUUCAUAGAGCGACAUAUGAUACAUCGCUAUAGUGUAUAUUUCCUUAGACAUGGAUGUAAUGAAUUGCCCCUAAGAAAAGAGUAUAAAUAGAGUUAAUAGUAACAUUAUUUCAUAUUCAAAAGAAUAAACGUAAAUACUUUGUACUUGUA